AUGUGUAGUGAUUUCUCCACAAAUUAUAAUCAAGAAUAUUAGACAAUGACAGAUUUAUUAUCUAAGAUUGGAGGAUUGUUUUAAUCAGUCGUUUCUAUUGUUGGACUAAUAAUAACUUAUUAUAAUAAAGUAUAAUGUAGAUUAUCAAAUGUAUUUAGUUUAUUUGAAUAUUUCCAAUCGUCUUUAUGAUUAUUAUUUCAAUAUUGAUAAUGGUUAGUACAAAAGGCUCUGGAUUAAUUGAUCCUUUGCAUUUUAGGAUCUAGAUUCAUCAAGAUUCAGCAGAAUCAUAAAAAAGAGGAAAACACCAUAUAAUUCUGA
Paramecium sonneborni is the source of this 318-nucleotide messenger RNA. The record is from the annotation of a GenBank genome assembly. NCBI's taxonomy places the organism in Eukaryota, Ciliophora, Oligohymenophorea, Peniculida, Parameciidae.